Molecule: messenger RNA, 924 nt
Organism: Erinaceus europaeus (western European hedgehog)
Lineage: Eukaryota; Metazoa; Chordata; Mammalia; Eulipotyphla; Erinaceidae
Product: olfactory receptor 2D3-like
Exons: 1
Coding region: 1-924 (307 amino acids)
Biological process (GO): G protein-coupled receptor signaling pathway
Cellular component (GO): membrane
Molecular function (GO): olfactory receptor activity; G protein-coupled receptor activity
Source: RefSeq, a predicted model, not a curated record
AUGGGAGAAGAAAACCAAAGCUCUGUGACUGAAUUUGUCUUCCUGGGCCUUUCUCAGGACCCACAGACACAAGUCCUGCUCUUCUGCCUCUUUCUCAUCAUCUACCUGCUGACUUUGCUGGGAAACCUGCUCAUCAUCAUGCUCAUUCACACAGACCCCAGACUCCACACACCCAUGUACUUCUUCCUUAGAAACUUGUCCUUUGCUGACCUCUGUUUUUCAACUACCACAGUCCCCCAGGUGCUGGUCCAUUUCCUGGUAAAGAGGAAAGCUAUCUCCUUUGUUGGGUGCUCCACACAGAUUGUUGUUUUACUUCUGGUUGGGUGUACAGAGUGUGCACUGCUGGCAGUGAUGUCCUAUGACCGCUACGUGGCUGUCUGCAAGCCCCUGCACUACUCCACCAUCAUGACCCACUGGGUGUGCGUCCAGCUGGCCUUAGGGUCCUGGGCCAGCGGGGCAUUUGUAUCUCUAGUGGACACCACAUUCACACUGCGCCUGCCCUACCGAGGCAACAAUGUCAUUAACCAUUUCUUUUGUGAGCCUCCUGCCCUGCUGAAGCUGGCUUCUGCAGACACUUACAGCACAGAAAUGACCAUCUUUGCCAUGGGUGUGGUCAUCCUCCUAGCUCCUGUCUCCCUGAUCCUUGUCUCCUACUGGAAUAUAAUCUCCACUGUGAUGCAGAUGCAGUCAGGGGAAGGGAGACUCAAGGUGUUCUCUACCUGUGGCUCCCAUCUUGUUGUGGUGGUCCUGUUCUAUGGCUCAGCAAUCUUUGCCUACAUGAGGCCCAACUCCAAGAUAAUGAGUGAAAAGGAUAAAAUGAUCUCUGUGUUCUACUCAGCUGUCACACCCAUGCUAAACCCCAUCAUUUAUAGUCUGAGGAACAAGGAUGUCAAAGGGGCUCUCAGAAGAAUAACUAGAAAAUAA